Phragmites australis (common reed) is the source of this 2978-nucleotide messenger RNA. RefSeq names its product pentatricopeptide repeat-containing protein At4g14850. The record is from RefSeq and is a predicted model, not a curated record. Bases 16 to 2088 code for a protein of 690 amino acids. Gene Ontology annotation, molecular function: zinc ion binding; protein binding; RNA binding. Lineage: Eukaryota; Viridiplantae; Streptophyta; Magnoliopsida; Poales; Poaceae. Gene Ontology annotation, biological process: RNA modification. The transcript has 3 exons.
CCAAUCGGAACCCAAAUGCGUCCCGCCGCGGCCGCGCCGGCGGACCCGCUGCUCCUGGUGGCGGCGAUCGAGGCGGCGAUCUCCUCCCGCUCGCCGCGCCUCGGCCGCGCGGCGCACGCGCGCGCUCUCAGGCUGCUCGCCCCGGCCAUCCCGCCCUUCAUCUGUGCCCACCUCGUCAACCUCUACUCCAAGCUCGACCUCCCCGGGGCCGCCGCCGCCGCGCUGGCCUCCGACCCCAAUCCCACCGUCGUCUCCUUCACGGCCUUCAUCUCCGGCGCCGCGCAGAACUCGCGCCCACUGCCCGCGCUCUCCACCUUCGCCGCCAUGCUCCGCCUCGGUCUCCGCCCCAACGACUUCACCUUCCCCUCCGCAUUCAAGGCCGCCGCCGCCGCGCCGUCGCGCUCCACCGUCGGGCCACAGAUCCACGCCCUCGCGCUCAGGUUUGGGUACCUCCCCGACGACCCCUUCGUCUCAUGUGCGGCGCUGGACAUGUACUUCAAGACUGGUCGCGUCGCGCUGGCGCGCCGCCUGUUCGACGAAAUGCCCAACAGGAGCGUGGUCGCGUGGAAUGCGGUGAUGACGAACUCUGUGCUCGACGGACGACCUCUUGAGACAGUCGAGGCAUACUUUGGGCUCCGGGAGGCUGGUGGGAUGCCGAAUGUGGUCUCCGUUUGUGCAUUCUUCAAUGCUUGCGCUGGGGCGACGUACCUGUCCCUUGGGGAGCAGUUCCAUGGGUUCAUGGUGAGGUGCGGGUUUCAGAUGGAUGUCUCGGUGUCGAAUUCUAUGAUUGAUUUCUAUGGGAAGUGUCGAUGUGUGGGGAAGGCCAGGGCGGUGUUUGAUGAAAUGGGAGUUAGGAACAGCGUAUCCUGGUGUUCUAUGGUUGUUGCAUAUGCGCAGAACGAGGCAGAGGAAGAGGCUUUCUCAGUGUACCUGGGUGCAAGGAGAGCUGGGGAAGAGCCUACGGACUUCAUGGUUUCCAGUGUGCUCACCACAUGUGCGGGACUGCUUGGCCUUGAUCUUGGGCGUGCUCUGCAUGCAAUUGCUGUCCGUUCGUGCAUUGAUGCAAACAUUUUUGUCGCAAGUGCAUUGGUUGACAUGUAUGGGAAGUGUGGGGGUAUUGCAGAGGCUGAACAGGUCUUUUUGGAGAUGCCACAACGGAAUCUUGUCACAUGGAAUGCGAUGAUAGGAGGUUAUGCUCACAUUGGUGAUGCUCGGAAUGCACUUGCAGUGUUCGAUGAUAUGAUAAUGGGUGGAGAGACGCCACCUAAUUACAUCACACUUGUCAAUGUGAUCACCACAUGCAGUCGAGGAGGUUUGACAAAGGAAGGGUACAAGUUGUUUGAGACAAUGAGGGAGAGGUUUGGGAUUGAGCCGCGGACUGAGCAUUAUGCUUGUGUGGUGGACUUGCUUGGUCGUGCAGGAAUGGAAGAGCGAGCUUAUGAGAUCAUACAGGGGAUGCCAAUGACGCCUUCCAUUUCUGUCUGGGGAGCACUACUUGGGGCAUGCAAGAUGCAUGGGAAGACAGAGUUGGGAAGGAUUGCAGCUGAGAAGUUGUUUGAACUUGAUCCUCAGGACUCUGGCAAUCAUGUGCUACUCUCAAACAUGCUUGCAUCCGCUGGCAGGUGGGCAGAAGCAACAGAUGUACGGAAGGAAAUGAAACAAGUGGGAAUUAAAAAAGACCCAGGUCGCAGUUGGAUCACCUGGAAAAAUGUUGUCCAUGUUUUCCAGGCCAAGGACACAAAACAUGAGAUGAAUAAUGAGAUCCAGGCAUUACUGGCCAAGCUCAAAAGGCAAAUGCAAGCUGCUGGGUACAUGCCAGACACACAAUAUGCUCUCUUUGAUGUUGAGGAAGAAGAAAAGGAAUCAGAGGUGUUUCAACAUAGUGAAAAGCUUGCUCUGGCUUUUGGAUUGAUUUGUAUACCACCUGGUGUACCUAUAAGGAUCAUGAAGAAUUUGCGAAUUUGUGUAGAUUGUCACCGAGCUUUUAAAUUCAUAUCUGGUAUUGUUGGUAGGGAGAUAAUCGUGCGAGACAACAAUAGGUUUCAUCAUUUCAAAAAUUAUGAGUGCUCAUGCAGGGAUUAUUGGUGAAAGUUUCAUCCACAGGAUCUACUGAUGCAUAUUCUUUUUGGCAUCUCUAGAAUCACUUCUGCAAAUAUAGAAGAAGUACGUACAGAGUGUGACAUUAAACAUGGAAAAUGCAGAAUCAGAUGGAAAUGGUCAGGCUGGCCAAAUUUCUUCUGGGCUCCGCUCCGGCUGUGCUUGGAGAAUACAGAAUACUAUCAAGAUGGGAAAUAGGACCCACAUAAAGCAGCCUGACAAAUCAGAAGAAGGGACUUGUAAGAUCUCACUUGGUUCCGGCAUUUGAAAGGUGGAGUUGAGGAGAUGCAAGCAUGGGUCAUGCGCCACAAAUUGCCCAGCAUGUUUGUUGCAGCUAUCUGGGAUCACCUCAGGUUGUGCAUAAUCUGGAGAGAUAUGGAGGAAAUGAAGAGCAUAUUAUGCACAUUGCAUUUGAAGCUCUGUGAUGUCGAUACAUGGUCGCUGGGAGAAGAGGUUUGGUACUAGUUUAAGGUCAACUCAGCCAUCCACGAUGUUCCUCCAGUGUUGAAAUGAUGAGGACUUGGAGGCUAUAGUUGGGCUGCUUUUGUUAGUUCUAACCCGGGGAAGUAGUAAUACAAAAUGCACAGGCUCUCCUAGCUUGUAACUGGGCACUGUAGCUGUCCAAUCAUCAGUUCAAAUUUUCCUUCCCCUUUCGGUUUUCUUGUUCAGAUGCUAACCGUUCCUUCACAUAUACCAAACGUUCCAUUCCAGAAAACUGUCACUUCAGUUCACCGUUUCAACCCCGACCUGUCACUACCAAUGAAGAUAGAUAUCAUAAGCAUUGCAUAGGUCUUACAAGGAGUCAAUUCCAGCUCAUAACAUAUAGCAGAGGCACUCAACGUAACAUGUGUAGCAGUAGGAAGUAACCAUACAACGUAACC